AUGUCGCGACCCCUAUGCCCCAUUGUCACCUGGUAUGCCAAAUUCAUGCGCACAAAUCACCGACAUUCGGUCAUCAGUAAUGAUUGGAAAAGGGAAGGUUAUCCAGGUCAGUGGGCUACUGGCGCAACCUACAAAAUACCUUCUCCUAUCUCAUCAUUGUUCUCCAAACAAAUAUCCAAUCCUCAAGAUCAUAUGGAACUUCAUCAUGAACUAUAUUUCAAAUUGUUCCUCUUCAAUUGCUUACAGUAA
This is a messenger RNA of Cercopithifilaria johnstoni, 249 nucleotides long. The record is from the annotation of a GenBank genome assembly. NCBI's taxonomy places the organism in Eukaryota, Metazoa, Nematoda, Chromadorea, Rhabditida, Onchocercidae.